AUGUUGCUGGAUUGCAUGGAACAGGUCCGGAACAGAGGUGGGAGUUCUCGGUGGAUUCCUAAGGAUAUUUCAGAUAUCGAUUGGAAGAUUGAGCAGCUCCUCCGGCUGGAGAUUCGAUUUCCUCCGUUACGCCCUCAGUUCAGAAGUUAUGAUCUGGAUCUCUCACAGAAGCACAUUUACUUUUGUGGUUUAACGGCAAUGCUAACUUGCCUCGAAGCUGCACAUAUCCGGAUGCCUGCAAGCCUGCCUUGGCAAAAUCAAGUCGUUAUGAACGCGUUAACAUAUAAUGAUGUUCACCAUCCUGUUGUAUGGAAAAUCCUCUUCACUUGUGCGGUUGAUCAGGGAUUAUUUAGUCGCGCGAGCGAUUCCAGUUUAGUCGCGUCCCUAUUUCUCCCAGACCGGCUCUCUUCCGCAUCAUCCUGGAUGACUUUGGCGGACACCGCAGCUGAAUGUUUCCCUGACGAAGUUCUCGAUAAUCUUCUCUCCUUCUUUGAAAACUUUGAUUUGUAUCAGAAGUCUGUGGAACGUCGACCAAGGCCGGCACUUCUACUCGCAAUCAUGCGUCUCUUGGUACUCAACUCGGAACACUCCGAGUUAAACUUGACCGGCGUUCAUUCGAGUCAGCGUCGCUUCUUCCAUAAUAAUUCUACGAUCUCCAAAUACCGACUGUUAAUCGUUGCAUUGUAUGCGAAAGGCUUGCCACAGUACAGGCCCCUCGUUUGGACAUGUCGUGCUCACGCACUUGCAUGUAUGGCUUGGUUUAUAGAGCAAGGUUCUGACUUGGGCGGCGUCGUGCCGCUCACUGAAUGGGCCAUGAGUUUUCUGUUGGGUCGAGGAUUCUCUGGUGGUAUUUUCAAUGCAUACGAAACUUUUAGAGAGGAACGAAGCUUGCAGUAUAUCGCCCAGCGAGGCUCACUUCAUAUAUGGGCCAUCGAAGGGUUUCAGGGCUAUAUCACCCUACUUUCGGAGGCGACUGACGAGACGGCCAUGGGGCAUCACACUCUACACCUGCAUCAAGCAUCCGUCAUUCUCUCCAUUUGUAUGAGCGUCGCACUCAAUGGAAUCCCGCGACGUCCAAUCUUAUCUGCACUGGCUUUAAUUGCUCCUGAUCACCAUGAAUGGAAUACAUUGCUUAACAUCGCGGAUUGGCACAUAGAUGAGGACUCCUUCCUGGAAAGCUACUAUUCCGACAGUCGCGAAGUCAUACCUCCAGGUGAUGCGAAACGUCUGAAAAAGAAUCUAAAAGAAGUUGUCAAUGUUCUUACAGACUGUAUUAGGGCCACAAACGAUCACAGCAGCGGUGUCCAUCGGGAAAACUUACACCUGCACUGGGUCGUCGGAGACUCAUCACGGACUUCGAUGGAGAAGGUGGAAGAAAUGCUACUCGGUUCUAGGAAGCUUGAAAUGGGUCUCACGGAGAAAGAUAUUGAGCAAGGAUGA
This is a messenger RNA of Desarmillaria tabescens, 1440 nucleotides long. RefSeq lists its product as uncharacterized. Lineage: Eukaryota; Fungi; Basidiomycota; Agaricomycetes; Agaricales; Physalacriaceae. The transcript has 5 exons. The record is from RefSeq and is a predicted model, not a curated record. The coding region runs from base 1 to 1440 and encodes 479 amino acids.